GUCAGUGAUUGGUUAUUUGGUAUCAAACUCUUUUUGGCCUUUGCUUUCUCAACAGUAUCAAUCUAUCAGCUUUUCAUUUAUUUUUCUUUUUUUAAUUUUUCAAUAUUGAAAAAUAUCCAAUUAUCAAAAGUUCCCCAGAAUCACAGCAAAUCAUUAAAAAACAAUUCUUUUGGAUUUUCUAUAUUCCCUCCAUUCUUUCCUGUUGUGGGUUUGUCAAAGUAAUGCCAUUGAUGUUAUAGUGAGAAAAAGGAAAGUUUUGUUUUUGUUUCUGUUUUCACGCUACUGGGUAUUCAUCAGAAAUGCUUUUUUUUUUUGUUUUUGAAAACAUGCGUUGAAACGUUGGAGGAAGAAGACAGAGAGAGGGGGGUCUUAAAAAUUUAAUCUUGAUGUGGGUAGUAUUAAUGAGAGGAGAAGUUAAGCAAUGAGAGAGAGAGAGAGAAAGAGCUAUGUUGUUGUUGAGAAAGAGAGAAUGAGCAGAGAACAAGCAGGCGUUGCGAAGGCCUGGACCACAUUAAGAAUAACACAAGCAACUACAAAGAAAAGGAACAAUACAUUCUUCACUACAAUGUCUGUGGCUCAUGCUGAUGAUGAGGAUUAUGGUCCAGGUGAAAUUUAUCAUGCAGAGAGAGUUCUUGGCAAUGGUGACUUCUACACAGGCCAAUGGAUGGAUAAUCUUCCCCACGGUCAUGGUAAGUAUCUUUGGACAGAUGGUUGCACGUAUGUAGGUGAAUGGUAUAGAGGUAAAACCAUGGGAAAAGGAAAAUUUAGUUGGCCUUCUGGUGCCACAUAUGAGGGUGAAUUCAAAGGUGGGUAUAUGGGUGGUAAAGGAACUUAUACAAGUCCUUCAGGUUAUACUUAUAGAGGUUCUUGGGUUAUGAACUUGAAACAUGGACAAGGGACUAAUAGUUUUGCCAAUGGGGAUUAUUAUGAUGGAGAAUGGAAAAGAGGGUCGCAAGAUGGUCAUGGAAAGUAUCAAUGGAAGAAUGGAAAUCAUUACAUUGGUCAAUGGAAGAAUGGGAGUAUUAAUGGUAAUGGAACCAUGAUUUGGAGUAGUGGAAAUAGGUAUGAUGGUUUUUGGGAAGAUGGUUUUCCUAAAGGAAAUGGAACUUUUAAAUGGGUUGAUGGGAGUUUUUAUGUUGGUGUUUGGAGUAGGGAUCCUAACGAACAAAGUGGAACUUAUUAUCCAUCAGGUUCUCCAACUGGGAAUUUAGAUUGGGACCCUCAACAAGUAUUUUUGGUGGAUUUGAAAGAUUGUAAGAUUUGGCCAGGAGAGAAAGUUUCAAUCUUUCCAUCACAAAAGAUGACUCAAAUUCCUGGCAUUGCAGGGGAAGUUAAUAGCAAUAUUAAUCAAGUGGCUUUCAAGAAAUGGAAUGAUAUUGUCAGGCCUAGGAGGACUUCAGUUGAUGGAAGGACUAGUAAUUAUGGUAGUGAAAAUGAUGGCAGCAACCAUGCUUAUGGUGUUAGCGAUGUAGAUUUUAGGGAUGGUGAUGAGAGUUUGGAGAAUUUUAACCUUGAAGAAUCAGAUUCAAGGGGUCGGGUGAUGUUGAAAUUACAUCCUGCAAAGAAGCAGGGACAGACAAUAUCUAAAGGGCACAAGAACUAUGAGCUCAUGUUAAAUUUACAGUUGGGAAUCAGACAUUCUGUUGGGAGGCCUGCUCCAGCUACAUCUCUUGAUCUCAAGGCUUCAGCUUUUGAUCCAAAGGAAAAAGUAUGGACAAAAUUUCCAUCAGAAGGAUCGAAACACACUCCUCCCCAUCAGUCUAGUGAGUUCAAAUGGAAGGACUACUGCCCAGUCGUUUUUAGGACUCUCAGGAAAUUGUUCAAUGUGGAUGCAGCUGACUACAUGAUAUCUAUAUGUGGAAAUGAUGCCCUUCGGGAGCUUUCAUCCCCUGGGAAAAGUGGAAGCUUCUUUUACUUAACAAAUGAUGACAAAUACAUGAUAAAGACCAUGAAAAAGUCAGAAGUAAAAGUUCUCAUAAGAAUGCUGCCAGCCUACUACAAUCAUUUUCGGGCAUUUGAGAACACGCUAGUCACCAAAUUUUAUGGUCUGCAUUGUGUGAAGUUAACAGGGUCACAGAAGAAGGUACGAUUUGUCAUCAUGGGGAAUCUUUUUUGUUCUGAGUAUGCCAUCCAUAGGCGCUUCGACUUGAAAGGUUCUUCACAUGGUCGGACAACUGCUAAACCUGAAUCAUCAAUUGAUCCAACAACAACACUUAAAGAUCUUGAUCUCAAUUUUAUAUUUCGAUUACAAAAAGUCUGGUUUCAAGAGUUUUGCAGGCAAGUGGACAGGGACUGUGACUUUCUUGAACAAGAGAGAAUUAUGGAUUACAGUCUUUUGAUUGGUCUUCACUUCCGGGAAGCUAUUUCAUAUAGGGAUAUUCGCACUCCUCGCACUUCUGGAGUCCGCACUCCUAAAGGAUCUGUAGAAGAUAAUGAACCAGGAGCCCCUCGCCUUUCUAGAGUAGACAUGGAUCAGCUUCUUUUCGAUCCAACUCGUUGGGCUUCCAUAAAGCUUGGUGUAAACAUGCCGGCACGAGUUGAACAAACAGUGAGAAGUAACGGUGAAACUCAGCUGAUAGGAGAACCAACUGGUGAAUUUUACGAUGUCAUUCUCUUUUUUGGUAUAAUUGACAUACUACAAGACUAUGAUAUUAGCAAGAAGCUUGAGCAUGCUUACAAAUCAAUGCACUAUGAUCCAACUUCAAUAUCAGCAGUUGAUCCGAGGCAAUACUCAAAACGGUUUCGGGAUUUUAUUUUCAAAGCAUUUGUAGAAGACACUUGAAAAUAUAUAGGAUUGACACAAGUCAACUCGCAGCCAGUAGCGAUUCAGGUAUAGAUGUUAUUUCUUCAUAAUCCUUGUAAAGAUGAGAGUUAAGUUACCAGCAAAAGGUAAACUUUUGUCACAAAUACUAGCAGUUUCCCUCACUCAUAGUUACACUGGCAAAAUCAUGAUGUUUUAGUAAAAGGUGUAGAAAAAUGUCAGAACCAGAGCUACAAAGCCUGUUUCAAUUGUAAAAUUGAUUAUUAACAAAAUGGUGAACCUGUAGCCUCAUUGAUUCUUUUUGUACCUAAAUUUUUUUUUUCCCAGAAGGUCUGGUGACUCUGGGUUUGACAUACAUUAAAAAAAAUGUAUAGAAGGGUGAUGAUACUGCCACUGGAACUAGCCUUUAGUUUUCUUA
Molecule: messenger RNA, 3179 nt
Organism: Mangifera indica (mango)
Lineage: Eukaryota; Viridiplantae; Streptophyta; Magnoliopsida; Sapindales; Anacardiaceae
Product: phosphatidylinositol 4-phosphate 5-kinase 6-like
Biological process (GO): phosphatidylinositol metabolic process
Molecular function (GO): 1-phosphatidylinositol-4-phosphate 5-kinase activity; ATP binding
Source: RefSeq, a predicted model, not a curated record